Messenger RNA from Dunckerocampus dactyliophorus (ringed pipefish), 2601 nucleotides. RefSeq names its product plasminogen activator, tissue (gene plat). The record is from RefSeq and is a predicted model, not a curated record. Gene Ontology annotation, biological process: plasminogen activation; smooth muscle cell migration. Gene Ontology annotation, molecular function: serine-type endopeptidase activity. NCBI's taxonomy places the organism in Eukaryota, Metazoa, Chordata, Actinopteri, Syngnathiformes, Syngnathidae. The coding region runs from base 169 to 1989 and encodes 606 amino acids. The transcript is spliced from 15 exons.
CAGCAGACGUCCCCCCCCUCUACUUUCUCCUCUCUCUCCUCCACACAUGGAACCUUAAAAAGAGAGAACGACGCUGGAGGCGCUCAGUCCCAGAUGCGACACAUCCACCCAACAUCCUAACAUCAUCAUCUUUUUUUGAAAACUGAAGAGUUUCAAACUACAUCAACCAUGAGCAGAACACUGCUAUUGCUCCUGUCUGCUCUCUGCUACUCCCUAGCGGACAAUGUAGAGCUGUUCCGUUCCAAGAGAGGAACUCGUUUUUACCGAGGUGAGCCUAAGCGGCAGCCAGCUAGACGGACAGUUUUCAUUGUUCAUGUCCAGAAGCCUUCACCUUCCUUUGACACAUCCUCACGUUGUGUGGAUAGUGAGACGUCAGCCGUGCGUAAUUUUGGGGACACUUGGCUGCGAUGGAGGGGACAGCGUGUGGAGUAUUGCCAUUGUGGUUUAAGAGGACGAGAACUUUGUCACAUUGUGCCUGUCAUCAACUGCUACAUGUCUCAUUGUUACAACGGAGGGACGUGCAAGGAGGCCGUGUACUCGUCAGACUACAUCUGUCAGUGCCCACCAGGCUUCAGUGGCAAUCAGUGUGAGAUCAACAAUAGAGAGAACUGUGUUGCUGGGCGAGGAGAAGGGUACCGUGGCACUUGGAGUAUCAGCAAGUCAGGAUCAGGGUGUAUCAACUGGAACGCCACAUCCCUGAGAGGGAAGAAGUUCACUGCCAGAAAAGUGGAUGCCAGCAGUCUUGGACUUGGCAAUCACAACUACUGCAGGAACCCUGACAAUGACAGCGCCCCCUGGUGUUAUACAUAUAAAGGCCCUCAAAUUGCCUGGGAGUUCUGUUCUGUGCCCAAAUGUCCAGAAGAUAAGUACGAAGAGUGCAUGAGGGGCAUUGGUCUGACCUACAGAGGCACAGCAUCCCUCACUAAAAGUGGCUCCCACUGCCUCCCGUGGGACUCUCCAGCUAUCAUGCACAAGUACAACAAUGCUUGGAGGUCCGACGCCCUCGAAGUGGGGCUUGGAAGCCACAGCUACUGCAGGAAUCCUAAUGGUGAUGAAGGUCCAUGGUGUUACACCUACAAGAACAUUCAGCUAACCUGGGAGCUCUGUGAUAUACCCAAAUGUUUAAGUCGCCCACCCACAAUCAACCCUCUGGGACCUCGAGCCCCCACAACCAACAAUGACAACAGAGCGACGUGUGGCCAGCGUUCAGACAAUACCCUCACCCAGCCUGCCUUCCGUAUGUUCGGGGGCCGAGAGAGCGACAUCACGGAGCAGCCCUGGCAGGCUGGCAUUAACGUUUACCAGCCUCGCGCACGUCAGUACUUCCACCUCUGCGGAGGGGUGCUGAUCGAGUCCUGCUGGGUCCUGUCGGCUGCACACUGCUUUGAGACAACGCAUAAACCCUCAAAGUUGGAGGUGAUUCUGGGCAGGACAUUCCGCAAACAGAAUUCAAGCAGUGAGCAGAUUUUUAAAGUUGAAAAGUACUGGGUCCAUGAGAAAUUUGACAGUGAGACAUUGGAUAAUGACAUAGCUCUGUUGAAGCUGAAGUCAGACAUUGGUGUCUGUGCCGUAAACUCUCCAGAGGUUCUUCCUGCGUGUCUUCCUGAUGCUGGCCUGGUGCUUCCUGACUGGACCGAGUGUGAGAUCUCAGGCUAUGGAAAAGACACAGAGUUUUCUCCUUAUUACUCUGAGCGCGUCAAGAGAGGUUUUGUUCGCCUGUGGCCCAGAGAACGCUGCAUCCCUGAUGUGCUGUCAGGGCGUACGGUGACUGCCAACAUGCUUUGUGCGGGCGACACCAGAGGACUGGAUGAUGCCUGCAAGGGAGACUCUGGCGGUCCACUUGUCUGCCGCAACAACAACAAGAUGACCCUCAUGGGUGUCAUCAGCUGGGGUGACGGCUGCGGCCAGAGAGAUAAGCCUGGCGUCUACACCCGCGUCACCCGCUACAUCGACUGGAUUCAAAGCAAAAUCAAGGCCAGCCCGGUCUGAGUGACAGAUGUAUGCUUACGAUGUGUCUAAAUCAAACUGGUGGAUGUUUGACAGCAGCGAAACCACUUUUUUAGAGGGCUGACGGGAACAAGAAGGUUGCGAGCGUUAACACAGACGCUCCAUGUUUUUCAUUGUGAAUGGACAGAAUAUGUCCUCCCUCUUGUUCAUCUGUGUUUGUCUUCAUGCACGGACAUGUUCAGUUGUCUUUUGUCACCCUCCAACAUCACCUCUGUGGGGGGUUUCUGAAGUUACAGAGGUUGACGACACUUACGGUAUAGACUUAUGCUUAAAUGAUCCAACUCCUAAAACUAAUCUGCUGGUUCAGAUUUAGCUAGUUUUCAGUUGACGAGAGACAGUUUAGUUUUGUCUUCUCUGUUUCUACACAACACUCCUCCAGACCCCUGGGUUGAACCCAGCAUGUACAACAGGCGUCAUGUAUUAUGUCUGUAAAUUGCCUUUUGUAUUUUAAUUAACGGCUUUUUUUGCUGCACAGCAUAUCUCUUAAAUAUGAAUAAUUUGUAUUUCCCAGGAAGGGUUUUAGAACUUUUUGUACUAAUUUAAUAUUUAUGUGUAUUUUAUAGAGAUUUACAUGUAUUGUAAAUAGUGUGUCAU